GCAGAAUGAGCGUUGGUUUCUUGUUAACCCAAUUCAAACUUUCCUCUAUUUGUUUCUACGAUGAUCGGGAGCAGGACUUUCUGUGGAUUAUCCGUGAUUUACAUUGGAAAGCGUUUAAAUAACGCACCGAAAGGACUUGAUAGCGUUUUUUAAACUUUGUGUCCACGGAAAGAUAACUGUAUUUCUCACGGGACGAACUCUGACAGUGUGUGAAUGACCAGCACAGUUGCCUGACAGCCAUUAUGUCAGGAGCGAUGAUACAGAAUGGCUCCCUCCCAGGUUUAGAGGAAGGUGACAUUCUUGAUCCUGAGUUCCAGCAGCGUCUGGAAGAUGCCCGCACUGUUCUGAGGCAGGAAAUCCAGAGAGAGCUGAAGAUCAAAGAGGCAGCAGAGCGACUGCGGAGAGCUGUGACCAACCGCAGAAGUGCUGCUGAUGUGGAGGGACAACUCAAGGCCUCCAGCCGCAAACUGGAGAAGUUACAUUGGGAGCUCCAGGAGCUCAAUGCUAGGUCCAUGGCCACAGAGAAGGAGAACGUUACCAAUGCAUCAGAUGAGGUUGACAGACAAUCAUCAGAAGCAUGUCAGUGGGACGACACAACUUCUCCUCUGGCCUGCCGCGUCCGGACUCUGAAGAAACAGUUAACAAUGGAGACAAAGGUCAAACAGGGUGCAGAAAACAUCAUCCACACGUACCAGUACAGUGCAGUAAAGGACAGAAAGAUGUUGUCAACUGCUCAGCAAAUGCUGCAAGAUAGUCGCACUAAAAUUGAGUUGCUUCGUAUGCAGAUUAUCAAAGUCACACAAGCCAAAGAUGACGGACGUGAUGGUUCAGUUGGUCAUCCAGUCGAUAUGAUCAGUCCUCUGGAGCUGAGAAUAGCAGAGCUUAUGCACCACAUGAAGAUUGAAUCAGCUGUGGCAGAAGGUGCCAAAAACGUGGUAAAGCAACUGGGUGGACGCAAGAUCCAGGACCGACGCAUUCUAGCGGAGGCUCAGGCCCGAAUGCAUGAGUCAGCUCAAAAGGUGGAUUUGCUGCACCUGUCAUUAGAGAGGCGUUUAAGUGAGCUCCCGCAGGACCAUCCUAAAUAUGCUGUGAUCAAGCAGGAGUUGGCUUCAGUAUUGUCGUCAUCCUUAAGUAGCCCAAAUAGGCAACAUCACACCCUAUCAUCCUCUUGCUCUUCUUCCUUUUUUAAACCAGCCAGUCUAACAGGCCGCUUAGAGGUGUGUUUGAUGGGCUGCCAGGACCUGCUGGAGAGCGUGCCCGGCCGGGGUCAUGUCACGCGCCUCUUUGCUGCUGGCACUGAUGGAAAGUCUCUGAAGAUGAGAGCUGGGCUGUCAGGCCGUAGCACCAACGGCAAGACCAGCAGGGCAGAGGAGUUGUCAUCUGAGAUAAGUGCAGUGCUUAAGGUGGACAACAGGAUUGUAGGGCGCACGCAUUGGAGACAGCUGGGCAAAGAAGCCUGGGGCCAGAGCUUCAGCACCGAGCUGGAACGGUCCAGGGAGUUAGAGAUUGCAGUGUACUGGAGAGACUGGAGGGCAUUAAGUGGGGUCAAGUUUCUGCGUCUUGAGGACUUCCUUGACAAUCAAAGACAUGGCCUGUGUUUGGAGCUGGAACCACAGGGCAUCCUCUUUAUUGAGGUUACAUUCAUCAAUCCUGUCAUUGAGAGGCCUUCUAAACUUCAAAGGCAGCGAAGAAUAUUUCCCAAAGAAAAAGGAAAGAAUUUCCUGCGUGCUGCUCAAAUGAACAUGAACUUUGCGACUUGGGGCCGUUUGAUGAUGAGCAUCCUCCCUCCUUGCAGUUCUCUAGAGCCCUUGAGUCCCCCAUUAGCAGGUUCCAACACUGCCCUCCCCUCCUCGGCCACAUCCCCUCCUCGGAAAUCUGUAGCAAAUGUUAAUAGUAAUGAAGAACAAUCCCCAAUUUGCUCAAGAAAAAACAAAGACUCCCUGCUAAUUCAUGACAACAGAAGUUUGAUGCCUAAAAGACAACCUUCUAUUCAGCCAAAGCUCAAGAAAGGACUACACAUUGAGGAAUUCAAUUGCAUUUCAGUGCUGGGAAGAGGGCAUUUUGGAAAAGUGCUGUUGGCAGAGUACAAGAAGACUGGAUUGUUGUAUGCCAUCAAAGCUCUAAAGAAAGGGGAUAUUGUCACACGUGAUGAAGUUGACAGCCUCAUGUGUGAAAAAAGGAUCUUUGAAGUGAUAAACGCCUCACAGCAUCCUUUCCUGGUUAACCUUCAUGGCUGCUUCCAAACAUCUGACCAUGUGUGUUUUGUGAUGUCUUAUUCACCUGGUGGGGACCUCAUGACACACAUACACACCAGUAUAUUCAGUGAGAAGCAGACUCGGUUUUACUCGUCAUGUGUGCUACUCGGAUUGGAAUUUCUUCACCAAAACAAAAUUGUUUACAGAGAUCUAAAGUUGGAUAAUCUGCUUAUGGAUGCUGAUGGUUAUGUCAGGAUAGCAGACUUUGGCUUGUGCAAAGAAGGUAUGGGCCAUGGGGAUCGGACGUCAACAUUCUGUGGGACACCAGAAUUUUUAGCUCCUGAGGUACUCACUGACAACAACUAUACCCGCAGCGUGGACUGGUGGGGGCUUGGGGUUCUUAUUUAUGAGAUGCUUGUUGGAGAGUCGCCAUUCCCAGGUGACGAUGAGGAGGAAGUCUUCGACAGCAUUGUCAAUGAUGAUGUACGCUACCCUCGCUUCCUUUCCCCUGAGUCUGUUUCUCUCAUUCAGAAGUUGCUGCAGAAAAAUCCCGAGAUGAGACUAGGAGCUGGAGAGGAAGAUGCUGCCGAGAUCAAAAGACACAAAUUCUUUCAGGGUGUUGACUGGGAAGCUCUACUAGCCAAAAGAAUGAAGCCUCCAUUCGUUCCUGUUAUCAAGGCAGCUCAGGACGUCAGUAACUUUGACAAGGAAUUUACUUCCCUCAAACCUGUUCUCACUCUCCCACGAACACCUUGCGUUCUCUCAGCUGAACAACAAGAGAUAUUUGCAGACUUUGACUUUUCCUUUAUGAGAUAAACAACUAACCAACAUAACUCCUCAAAUUCAGAUGCAAAUCAUGGUCCUGAUUUUCGAGU
Messenger RNA from Boleophthalmus pectinirostris (great blue-spotted mudskipper), 3070 nucleotides. It is a transcript of the gene pkn3, whose product is annotated as protein kinase N3. Gene Ontology annotation, biological process: protein phosphorylation; signal transduction. The transcript is spliced from 22 exons. NCBI's taxonomy places the organism in Eukaryota, Metazoa, Chordata, Actinopteri, Gobiiformes, Gobiidae. The record is from RefSeq and is a predicted model, not a curated record. Gene Ontology annotation, molecular function: protein serine/threonine kinase activity; ATP binding; small GTPase binding. Bases 243 to 3011 code for a protein of 922 amino acids.